CUUGAAACUUCUUUAUGUAUUAUGCAUGUCAGGUUACCUUUACCGAGUUCUUGAGCUCUUUAGCAGGUGAGAGGUGGAGAGGGAACCACAGGAAAACUUGCGAGCACCUCGAAAGGACAGCAAAUAGUGGACUUGACUAUGGAGCUGAUGGGUUCCACACUCACCUCAACUUAUACACGGCCGAAAACCAGUCACUUCCUUCCAGCCAUUUCCAACAUGGCCACGAGCUACCAGAACUCCCAACCUGCCACGACGAUGAAUGCCAUAGCAAACCAGUGGAGGAACAACAGCUACUACAAGAGCAACAUGCUGGUCCCAAUACAGCCAUCGAUGCAGCGAAACGGUCUAGAUCUGGUGCGCGCCAAUACCAUGUUCUACCCCUCCAACAGGAGUGUCCUGGGAACACGCUUCACCCCGGACGACUGGUAUAAGUCAAACCAAAGCAACUACCGGGAAUCAGAGUCGUCGAGGAAUAGCGCAGAAAGGUUGAGGAGGGACACCAUCAGGCUGAUGCAGGAUAAGGAUCAGCUGACCAGGAGGACACAAGAGAACACUAGCAAAAACAUUGGCGAGCGGCUAAACGACAUUGUCUUUUGGAGAUCGGAGCUGAGCCAUGAGAUUGACAACAUGGUGACAGAGAUAGCAGCCCUCAGUGAAGUAAAGAGGCGGCUGGAGAGGGCUUUGGCUGAGACAGAAGGUCCCCUACAGGUGUCUCAAGAGUGUUUGUACCACAGAGAGAAGCGGAUGUCCAUCGAUUUGGUUCAUGACGAUGUGGAGAAAGACCUUAUCAAGGAAGUGGAAGUCAUAAAAUCAUGUCAAGAGCGAAUGAGGCGGUACUUGGAUCGGGCUGUCGCGCAACUAGCGUCAAACCGAGCAGCCCAGCAUGAACUGGAAAGAGACUUGAGUGACAAAGUGACCGCUCAGAGGAUAGAUGACCGGUGCCAUCACCUGAGAAACACUUCGGAUGGUAUUGGCUAUUAUAGAGGGAUUGACAGGCUGGACCCUACUGUAUCUUUGCCAGACUCGUGGUCCAAGUUCACUGAUGACAACAUCCUGCUCUCCCAGAGCCAACGGGCUUCUUCCCACAAACUGAGGGACGAGAUUGAGAUCUUGCUGAACACCACCUCCAAUGAGAUGUGGAACCAGUUCAACAAUGUCAAUGUGGCUUUCACCAAUCGCAUAUCGGAAACUGGCGAUGCUAAAAACAGCCUGCAAAGCCACCUGGCAAAGACGCUACAAGAGAUCUUCCAGACCGAGAUGCUGAUUGAGUCUGUGAAGAAGGCGCUGAGAGACAAGGAGGGUCCGCUGAAAGUGGCUCAAACGCGACUCGAGGAAAGAACCCGCCGGCCAAAUAUUGAGCUUUGCAGAGACAACCCAUUCCACAGACUGGUGGGUGAGGUGAGAGAGAUCGAGGACACCAUCAUCAAACUUCAGGAGCGCCUGAUGGAAGCUGAGAGCACUCUUCAAACCCUGGUUAAGACCAAGGUCACUCUGGAGCAUGACCUGUCCGUCAAGGCCAACUCACUCUUCCUGGACCAGGAAAAGUGUAUGAGCAUUCGCAAGACUUUUCCCAGCAUGCCCCGACUCGUGGGCUACACUUGAUGAUUCUGAAUAUUUCCAGUUGUUUCUGUUGUGUCUGACGUUGGUUGAUGUUGUAAUUGACUUGUUAUUGAAUUGAAG
Messenger RNA from Synchiropus splendidus (mandarinfish), 1680 nucleotides. It is a transcript of the gene tekt3, whose product is annotated as tektin 3. Gene Ontology annotation, biological process: cilium movement involved in cell motility; cilium assembly. Gene Ontology annotation, cellular component: microtubule cytoskeleton; nucleus; sperm flagellum. The transcript has 8 exons. The record is from RefSeq and is a predicted model, not a curated record. Bases 139 to 1602 code for a protein of 487 amino acids. Lineage: Eukaryota; Metazoa; Chordata; Actinopteri; Syngnathiformes; Callionymidae.